Messenger RNA from Aspergillus puulaauensis, 438 nucleotides. RefSeq lists its product as uncharacterized. The coding region runs from base 1 to 438 and encodes 145 amino acids. The record is from RefSeq and is a predicted model, not a curated record. Lineage: Eukaryota; Fungi; Ascomycota; Eurotiomycetes; Eurotiales; Aspergillaceae. The transcript has a single exon.
AUGCACGUCAAUCACACUUCGCGGCGACCUGUUCGAUUUCAGCCUGUGUCUCCGAGUCGAUCUGCGCAAACGUGCAUCGAAAACAACUCGACCAAUAAUAAAACCCCCUAUAAAAAGAACUUCGAAGCCAACUUCCACCAAUCUCGACUCGCAAAUCUUGGGAGUCGCAAAGGAGCACUUGUUACACAAAGUGCAGCCUUGUCUUACCCCACAGACCAGCUGGAAUUGAAACAGCAAUCAUGCAAAGAAGGCUCAAUCGAACUCUCACCACCCCCAUCAUCGCACGGCUUCGAAAGAAAAAGAAAACAUAUGCGAGCGAGUGCCCGGCACGGACACCUCAGCAAUCAGCAACAUCCUUUACCCCCGAAACGAUUUGUAAUUAUGAGCUUUUCCUUGCUGUCUUUUCUUAUCUUUUCUUGUUUUGCCCCCUAUUAUUAA